This is a messenger RNA of Eremothecium sinecaudum, 1836 nucleotides long. RefSeq names its product TFIIH/NER complex subunit TFB1 (gene TFB1). The record is from RefSeq and is a predicted model, not a curated record. Gene Ontology annotation, biological process: nucleotide-excision repair; transcription by RNA polymerase II; transcription by RNA polymerase I. Bases 1 to 1836 code for a protein of 611 amino acids. The transcript has a single exon. NCBI's taxonomy places the organism in Eukaryota, Fungi, Ascomycota, Saccharomycetes, Saccharomycetales, Saccharomycetaceae. Gene Ontology annotation, cellular component: transcription factor TFIIH holo complex; transcription factor TFIIH core complex.
AUGUCUCAUAGCGGUGCUGCAGUGUAUAAGAAAGUCAGUGGGAUGCUUUCAAUUGACGAGGAAACAAAUCCUGCUGUCCUGAAGUGGAGGUCUACUGAUGGGAGUAAAUCAUACUCUAUUGAAUUGAAUACAGUAAAUAAGCUACAGGUCACCCCUGCAAAUAAUGAUAAGAUGAUGUUACGGUUAGUCGGGAAAGUUGAUGAGGCAAAGAAGGUGAAGGAUAAUGAGGGCAAUGAGGUGCCUCCUAAACCAGUUGUACAUAGGUUUUCUUUCAACAAUCGUAUUGUUAUGGAGAAUAUUAAGGAGACCUUGCAGCAUAUCAUCUCUAGAUACAAGGAUGAAGAAAUAUAUGAGGAGAAGAAGCGUAAAGAGGCUUCUAGUACCCCUGCUCAGACCCAGCAGGCUCCUCUUAUCAAUACUACUACAUUAGAUGAUUCUCUUUCGAAGGAGAAAUUACUGGUUAAUUUAAAGCUACAGCAAUCACUUUUGAAGGAGAAUCGAGAAUUGAUGAAGACAUUUCAGGAGGCCGUAAUCAAGUCUGGUUUAUCACCCCAUGAAUUCUGGUCUACUCGAUUGCCAUUGUUACGUGCAUUCGCGUUAACGACAUCGCAAAAAAUUGGUCCUUACAACGUGCUGUCUACUAUCAAGCCUGUGGCUUCUUCCGAUAACAAGGUGAAUGUGAGUGUUUCUAGAGAGAAGAUUUUAACAAUAUUUCAAAACUAUCCGAUUGUAAAGAAGGCAUAUGAUGACAAUGUGCCGAAGAACUUCAAAGAACAAGAAUUUUGGGCGAGAUUCUUUUCCUCGAAGCUAUUCCGUAAGCUUAGAGGUGAGCGUAUUAUGCAGAACGAUAGAGGUGAUAUGAUUAUUGAUCGUUACUUGACUCUUGACCAAGAGUUUGACAGGCGAGAUGACGAGAACCUGCUGCAUCCUGUGAAAAAGCUAAUUGAUUUGGAAGGUAACUUAAAUGACGACCCAGAGCGCCGAGGGAACCGUGCUCAUUUUACUAUGCUUCCCGGAACUGACCCAAAUGGUAACAGUGAUGGUGCAGUUGAUAUUUUGAAGGGUAUGAAUCGAUUGAGUGAGAAGAUGAUUAAGUCACUGGAAACUGAGUACUCUAGGGUGAACUUACAACUACAGGAUCUCGAUAAAGAAGAGCGUGAAGAAAUUUUGUUCAACGAUCUUGUCGAGGAGGAAACUACCGAAUAUACGGAGAUAUACCUAAAACAAAGGACCCCAGUACUUGAUGGCGAUGGGACUCCUUCAGACAUGCUGCCUGCUAGCAGCAUAGAGGAGAUUAGAACUGAGGUUAACACUUUGACCUCAGAACUACAAGGAACAUUGGACCUUACUUCCGUUGCUAAUGCAAAUACCGAAAUAAACCAACAGGUAAACCGCCGCGUUUUAAAGGCUGUCAAACUGAACGCAAAACAAGCAAAACAUCUACAUUUUGAUUCAAGCAUGGGUAUAGUGCUUGGAACUCCUGCUGAUGGUGCCGAAGAGGCGGAAUCAGCUCUUCCUGCAGAAACACUGGAGACUUGCAGAGUACUCCAUCGCACCUGUUGCGAGUUUUUGAAGCACUUCUAUAUCCAUUUCCAGAGUGGAGAGCCGAAGCAUGGAACCACUGUCAAGAAACUUUACAAUCAUCUCCAAGAAUGUACUGAGAAGGUUCAAAGUCUUCUAGCUUCUGUAGGAGCUCAAUCUGAAUCGCAUGCCACGUUAGUAACAUCAUGUGAAGCAUACUUGAAACCUGUGCUGGCCUCGGUAACUCUAGCGGUGGACAAAUACAACAAUGCCAUGAAUGAAAUGGCAUCAGUCAAAAAGACCAUGAAUGCAUAA